CGCUUAUUGUUGUAGGACAAUAACAUCUAUAAAACAAUUUGCUGUAAUAUUAUAUGCUGGAAGAUCAAUUUUAUAAUAAAAACACCAAUAUUUAUAUAAGUCUACAGUAUAGAAGUUGAUCCUAACAUCUAAUUUGCAUUUAUAAGUGUCAAUCUGUGAGUGUAGUGUUAAGGAGUACCAUUAUGUCUUUUUUGUGCUAGUUGUUUCUUACAAGGUUUUUUUGUAAAGAAUUAUUACGAACUUUUUGCUAUUUUCGUUAUGCUUGAAUGUGGCCUGCCCCAUAAGAGAUAGCGAUGGCGAAUUUGAACUUUACAAGAAACAUUGGAGGAAACAAUCUUGGAAGAACAAGUGUUAGUUUCGGUAGUAAUUCUAUGUCUGGACAUGUUACUCCUGUUCUCGGACAAAGAAUACCUUCGGAGCGACGAGCCCUUCCUACUAUGGGAAACGCAAAUCAAAUGGGUCACAUGAGUACCUUAGGAGGUUAUAGUUCCUUUAACUCGGUUUUUGGUUCUGGUGAUACCAACACUCCAUCUCUUUUAGACUUUAACGAAUUUCCUUCACUUACAAAUCGAAACUCUGGUGAUAACGUCCCUCAGCCAAGUCCAAUGCCCGGUGGUAAACCCUACGUAGGAAUGGUCAAGCAACCCACGUCGGAAUCGAGCGAGUUUACGAUGUCCUCGGAGGAUUUUCCUGCGUUACCUGGUACGCAAAAUAGGGAAGGAGCGUCGCCUGGAAGUAAUGCUUCGGGGGACAAAGGAGUGAGUGGAGGUGCGGGAGAUGGUGUGAAUUCGAGAGAAGGAGACAAGAGUGGUUCAAAAUCAGGUAUUCAGACGUCGCCUGAUGGCAGAAUAACAAAUAUUCCAGCAAGUAUGGUGAAUGAUCAAUUUGGUAUAGUAGGUUUGUUGACCUUUAUAAGGGCAGCUGAGACUGAUCCAAAUCUUGUAUCAUUGGCCCUAGGCCAAGAUUUGACUGCACUUGGACUGAAUCUCAAUUCACCUGAUAACCUAUACCCCACGUUUGCCGGACCCUGGGCGGAACAUCCGUGUCGGCCGCAGGACAUCGAUUUCCAUGUACCUCCUGAGUAUAUCAUUAACCAUGCGAUAAGGGAGAAACUCGCAUCAAUGAAACUAAGUCGGUAUAAAGACGACCUACUGUUUUUUAUGUUUUAUAAUAAUGUUGGUGACGUACUUCAAAUUGCAGCUGCCCAAGAACUAUACAGCCGAGAGUGGAGGUACCACAUAGAAGAAAAACUUUGGAUGACGCAAGUACCGGGUAUGGUUCUUAUGGAAAAGACAUCAACGUACGAGAGAGGGACUUACUACUUCUUCGACCCGCAAAAUUGGCGAAAAAUCCCGAAAGAAUUCUACUUGGAAUACAGUAAACUCGAAGGACGACCGGUCAUGAAUCAAAACCUACACCACAAUUCAUGAAAGUCCUUAUCCAUGACACCACCCGUUUAUGAAUAAAUGAAAAGUGUAUAAUUAUAUUCGGAAUAGAAUUGGUUCGUUCAUAAAACAUUAAGACCACUGUUUUAAAAUAGGUAGAGAUCACAAGGUGAUUGAUAUCAGUCGUUAGUCCAGGUCCGUACGGUCGUAAUUUAUUUUUUUGCUUCAUUCUGUAAAAUUAUUUGCUAAAAUAAAUUUUAUGAAACUUCUAGAAAUAUCGUUAGACUUAUUGUCAUGUGGAGUUGCAUUCUACAAAAAUUUUUAAUAGACUUUAUCCAUCUAAAGAAAUCGACAGUGUUUAUAUUAUGUUUUUUUAGUCAUUUCCUUAAUAUAGGGUGACAACUAUUCAUUUUUCCCAUUUUGUAUAACGAUUUUCCAAUCAACUGUUUGUUUUGAAUAUAUGGAAGUAAUAUUACUAGAACACGGAUAAAUCAAUAAUCAAUUAACUCAAGACACGAGAAUAUUAACUUUUAGCCACCAAGCAACUUGUGUCCAAGCAAAUAUUGGACACUUGGUUUUAUCAAAAGCAUGGCAACACCGAA
Messenger RNA from Diabrotica balteata, 1987 nucleotides. The record is from the annotation of a GenBank genome assembly. Lineage: Eukaryota; Metazoa; Arthropoda; Insecta; Coleoptera; Chrysomelidae.